Trichophyton verrucosum HKI 0517 is the source of this 1008-nucleotide messenger RNA. RefSeq lists its product as uncharacterized. Lineage: Eukaryota; Fungi; Ascomycota; Eurotiomycetes; Onygenales; Arthrodermataceae. The coding region runs from base 1 to 1008 and encodes 335 amino acids. The transcript has a single exon. The record is from RefSeq and is a predicted model, not a curated record.
AUGCGGAAAGUCCCUUCACUUACACCUUUAUACCAUUCUACCCUGCCAUGCAAAAGUAAAGGCUGCUCUCCUGACCUUUCCAGUGUUGCUGUGCUAGUUCUGCCUGUAGCCCCCCUUUCUCACCCUCCGCGCACAAAGUCAGCACCACCAAAACACCUACUUCUGCCAACCACCUCACAUCAUCAUGACAAGCUACAUGAUAUCCUCUACUUCCUUCAGCAUUCAUUCUUUUACUUAAACAAACAAAACCACCUGUAUCUUCUUCUUACUUGUCUAUCACCUAAAUCUGCGUCCAUCAUGACGUUAGAUCCAAGACUGCUGUCCAUCCCCUCUGCCAGGCCAACGCCGGGCCCAAUGAUCCCCUAUCAACACCAGUACCAGCAAGAAAGCUCACGCAACCGAUACGGCUCACCCGAGAGUGGCAAUGUGUUUCUUCCCCGGCGUAUCCUCGCGGCUAUUCCCCAGGAUGUCGUGCACGCCACCAACAUCGCUCGCCGCAGAGCGGACGAGGCCUACAGGGGCUUCCUAUUCCUCCAACACGGCUUCAACCAACGCUUCUACCGCCUCUGCCCCAACGAGCCCCGCGUGCGUGCCUCGAACCAUGCCAAAUCCAUCGAUAUGCUGUUCAGCUGGGGCCCAAAGAGCGGAUACACUGCCGAUCCACCCAAAAUACCUACUUGCGCUGUGAAAUUCUACGUUGAAGAGGACGCGUAUCUGAAGUACGCGCAUCGUUACAGGUCUUAUCGACAGAAAUACCUGAAUGGGGCAUAUCUUGCUUGGAUUAAAUCCGAUAUCUUCCUGCGGAACUUCGCUGAUAACACUCCCAUGAGUGCUCUUACCCGUGCCAGGUUCAACAGUUGGUGGACUGGAUACAGAGAUGAGAUGCGAGCCUGGGAGGAGCAGAUUGACAGUCUUGUCCUGCCUAGCUGGGCCUCGAUUAUUAGGGAGCUCAGAGAGAUUAUCGAGCAGCGUUUGGAUCUCGAUAAAGAAUGGGACCGUUGGGUUUAA